Eruca vesicaria subsp. sativa (arugula) is the source of this 1240-nucleotide messenger RNA. Lineage: Eukaryota; Viridiplantae; Streptophyta; Magnoliopsida; Brassicales; Brassicaceae. The record is from the annotation of a GenBank genome assembly.
UUCUUUCUAAAAUAAAAGUCUGAAAUGAAGAACAAUGCAAAUAUUAAUUUGAUCCUCUUCCGCCACCACACUCCUCUAACCUCUAAAUCAGCUUCCGCCGUUUCGGCCGCAAACCACCACCGUCUCUUGUUCAUCUUCUUCCUAUUUUUCUUCACCUUUCUCUUCUCUUUCACUCUCUUCUCAUCCUCACUCCACUCUACCGCAACAGCCUCCCACUCUCUCUCCUCAUCUUCACCGUCCUCCCUCUCACCAUCGAUCCUCGCCGCACUUCUACACUACACUUCUUCAUCACCACCAAACACCUCAAUGACUUUCUCGGAACUCUCCGCCAUCUCCACCGUCAUUAACUCCAAAGGCCCCACCUGCAAUCUCCUCGUCUUUGGACUUUCCCACGAAUCUCUCCUCUGGAGAUCUGUCAAUCUCAAAGGCCGUACUGUCUUUGUCGACGAAAAUUCUUACGCCGUUUCCAAAUUCGAGCAGAACAAUCCUGGAGUUGAAGCUUACGACAUCGUUUACUCGACAAAAGUCUCUCAGGCCGGUAAGCUUUUGGGUUAUUAUAAAACCCGACCCGAAUGUCGACCGGUUCAGAAUCUGUUGUUCUCGGAUUGUAAGUUGGGUAUCAACGAUUUACCCAACUUUGUGUACGACAUCGAUUGGGAUGUGAUUUUGAUUGAUGGGCCUCAUGGGUACGCCGGAGAUUCACCAGGAAGGAUGGCUCCGAUUUUUACUUCGGCGGUUUUUGCAAAGAGUAAAGAUUCCGGCAAGAAGAAGAAGACGACAGAUGUUUUUGUACAUGACUUUGGGAGGAAGCUUGAGAGAGCAUAUAGUGAGGAGUUUCUAUGUGAGGAGAAUCUGAUUGAGGUCGUCGGAGAGUUAGGUCAUUUUGUUGUGGCGGCAGAGAAAGGGGAAAAACAGGGGAAUGGGUUUUGUCGGAAUGUUACGAGAUUGUCGGAGCCAUUUACGCCGGAUAUUGGUGGCGAUGCAGAGGUCGGUGUUGAUGAUGACUGAAAGUGAGUUACUUUUGGACUUUUGGUGGCUCUUUUGUAAUUAAUCUAGCUUUGUGGGUUUCUUUUUUACUGUCGUUUAGUCUUCAUGAAACCAUGAUAUCUGAAAUUCCAAUUCCAAUAUUAAUGUGAACUAUUUUGAUGAAAGCAUCAACCAUCACAUAUUGUGAUCAGUUUUCACUUCGUAUACAGUUUUUUUUUGGGGGAAAUUAUUUCUUUAAGCCAAAACCAUUAGG